AUGGGAGGCCAUAUCCAGGCGGCAGGAGGCUGUUGGACAGAGGAGCACGCUCCUUCCUCGGAGGGCUUUGAACGGAGACUGAGCGGCCCUCUCCCAAAGGGCUCUAGGAAGACACACCCAACUCAAGGUGGCGGCGGCGGCGGCGGCGGCAGCAGCUUUGGCGGGCCGGGAGCGGAAACAGGAAGUCCGUCCCGCUGCGCAGGCGCCGACGUCCCUCCCUCCCUCCCUCCCUCCCUCCGGCGGUAUGCUGCAGGGAGUUCUGGGAAGGAAGGCGGAAGCGGAGGCUCCGGGAGGAGCGGAGUGGUGGGCGGGGCUUCAGGCGGCCAGGUCCCGGCGGAAGUCCGGUCCGUUCUGCAUCGGCGGGCAGGAGGCGUCCCUCUGGGAGUCCGGGGCGGGGUCUGCCGGCGCUCUCCGCCCGUCCCUCCGCCCGCCAUGCUCCGCCUGCGGCUCCGGCUCCUCCUCCGCCCGCUCGGGCCCCGGGGCCUCUUCUCCGGUGGCAGGCCUCCGGGGGCCCCUGCAGCCGCCGCCGCCGCCUCCUCGUCAUUGGCGCUGAGGCGCCUGGUGGAGGCCUCCGCCAGCCCCGGGCGCCUGCUGCGCUGGCUCUCGCAGAACCCGUGGCUGUCCUCGGCCUCCCUGCUGGCCCUGGCCCUGGCCCGCCUGGCCUGCCUGCUCUGCCUGCCCCCGAAGGGCCAGCCCCGGCCCCCGCCGCCGCCGGUUCCAGUCCGCCUCCUGCUGGCCCAGCCCGACUUCCGGUUCCUCAGCCGCCGCCUGGCCCCGCGCUGCGCCCGCCUCGACCCCGCCGCGCUGCUGGGGUGCCUGGUGGCCUCCGCCCUCCUGGGGCUGCCCAGCCAGUGCCCCUUGGUCCGGGCGCUGGAGAGGGAGGCCCAGCGGAGGAAGCGGCAGCGGGGGCACUCCUUCCCCCUCCGGCCGGAGAAGGGCCUGGCCCCCGUGGAGGAGAUGCUGGCCCUCUGGCGCCCGGAGGCCAGCCCCGCAGGGAGAGCAGACAGGGCCCUGGCCGCCCUCUUCCAGUCCAGGCUCUUCCGCCAGCACCGCCAGGAGCGCUUCCUCCGCAGCAUGGCAGACUGGUUCCCUGGCAAUGCAGAGGCCCUGGCCCCCUCCACCUUGGCCUUGCUGGCCAAGCACCUGGCCAGGCACCGCCUGCGAGAGCCACGGCUGCUGGACACUCUGGCCGCCUUCCUCCUCAGGCGGGUCGAGCGCUUGGACGGAAAGAUGAUCCAGAGGCUGGUCUUCCCCUUUGGCCGUCUGAACUACCGCCCCGCGAACCACGCCGAGCUCUUCCCCCGACUGGCGGGGGCUCUGGGGCAGAAAGCCUCCCUCCCCCCACUGGCCACCCUCAAUGUCCUGCUGUCCCUCUGCCAACUCCAGUUCUGCCCCCCAGCGACCCUCCUGCGCCGGGUCUUCUCUCCCGCCUUCCUUGCAGAUGUCACCGGCAGCCCCUGUGGGCAGAUCGCACGGCGGUACCUCUCCCUUCUGGACAUGGCUGUGGUGCUGGAGGACCCAGGCUACGAUGGACCCCGCCUUGACCCAAUGUACCGCGUGCGGAUGUUUGACGGGGCCCUCGCCGCAGACAGAGCCAACCGCCAGUACAGCUACAAAGGCUUGGUGGGAGAGGGACUCCAGCAACUGGUGGGGCCAGACUGCUACUUGCAGGACGAAGUGGUGCCUCCAGGAUACGGCGUAGACUUCCUGCUCAGGGUCUCCUCUUCAGGUCAAGUACUCCCGCUGGAGGGGGACCUCCACGUGUCUACAGCUGCCGCCAUCAACACCACUGUCAUCGGAAACCCCGUCUCGGAAGCAUGGAACGCACCCCUCCCCAGGCCAGAGCAGCUGGAGGGACCCACGGCAGAGGACAAUCGCCCCAGCCCCUCGUGCUCCCCAGGAACAGCUCCUCUGAGGACAGAGACCACCCUGGGCAGCUGGACCUGUGGCAGUGCUGGCAAGGCAGACCACCUCUGUUUCCUCACUCAGCAAGAGCCCAUGGAAGGGCUGGACCAGUCUGCUCCAGGGGUCCUGGCUGAGCCCCCCAUCUCCCCUGACUUUCCCAGUGCUGAGGGAAUCAGGCAGAACAGGCCACAGAAGGCAGAGGAAAUCCACAGGUAUCCACCUCGGGGGCCAUUUCACAGGCUGGUGCUGUCCAUCAACGACAAGUGGCAUUACUGCCAGAACUCGGAGGUCCUGGUGGGCUCCCGGGCCAUGCGGAACCGACACCUGCGCUUGCUGGGCUACCGCCUCCUCCAGUUGCCCUAUUGGGAACUAGAGAGACUGUGUGGCAUUGAGGAAGCCCAGCAGUACCUGUGCCAGAAGCUGAAGGAGCUCCAGCCCUGAGCUGAAGGGAUGGAGAGUCUGACUGGUGUGGGGAAUGUUUUCCUGGCUGCAAAGGAAAUGGGGGAGGCCAGACGCACCCCUUGCAACAAAACAAGUGGGGAGCCCAGGCAGGCGCACUCUGCUUUGUGGAUGCCCUCCUGCCAGCCAGCUGCCAAAAGCCAGGCCUCUGCCCCAGUUCCCAGCGCCUCCCUGGAGUAUGUCCUAUUUGGUUUCCUUGGGAGAGUUGCCUCUCUGUUCUCCUUUUGAGUAGGAGGGGUGGAAGUAGUGGCGGUGGGAAACUGGGCACCCCACAACCCCUUCUUGCCCCAAAAAGACAUCCAGGCAGGAGGGGGAGGCAGCCUGCUCGGAUUGUAAUAAAGCUAUUUAUUGACACUUUUAAA
Messenger RNA from Sceloporus undulatus (fence lizard), 2726 nucleotides. RefSeq names its product Fas activated serine/threonine kinase (gene FASTK). Gene Ontology annotation, cellular component: ribonucleoprotein granule; mitochondrial matrix. The record is from RefSeq and is a predicted model, not a curated record. Gene Ontology annotation, molecular function: RNA binding. NCBI's taxonomy places the organism in Eukaryota, Metazoa, Chordata, Lepidosauria, Squamata, Phrynosomatidae. The transcript has 10 exons. The coding region runs from base 1 to 2346 and encodes 781 amino acids. Gene Ontology annotation, biological process: mitochondrial RNA processing; regulation of mitochondrial mRNA stability.